GCUCAUAGUAUGUCUCCCAGAACCCCCUGUGCUUCCUGCUGUAUGCUUCCAGUUUGAGGGGAUCAUUUGUUGUUGUUGUGGAGGUCCCUUACUUAUCAGGACACCAGAGUUUGACCAACCGCAGAUGAUGGAUGAACAUGAGGAUGAGGUGGCCAGCAAGAUAUUACGCCUUACCCUGGAAAUGAUCUGCUUGUUGACUGGAGAGGACUAUACUAUAGUGAAGAAGACAUCUGGUGAGUGUGUAACCUCCGUCAGAUGUCCCUGCCUGCCAAAAGUACAGAGCAAGACCCAAAAACGUCAACCGUCACAUAAGAGAAAUACUGAGCAGAAGAUCCUAGAACUCACCAACAAGAUCACGGAGCUGCUGACUGGAGAGGUUCCCAUAAGAUGUCAGGAUGUCACUGUCCAUUUCUCCAUGGAGGAGUGGGACUAUUUAGAAGGACACAAGGAUCUGUACAAGGACAUCACGGUGAAGAACCACCAGAACCUCAAUUCACUGAAUGUUUCUGAGAAUAAAACAUCUCCAAUAGGAUUUCAUGACCCAAUAUCUUCUUCCGAGUCUAUAAAGAAGCAGCCCAGAUCGUUUAAUCCAAAUCAGAUGACUGAAAUAACAUUAACUAAAGAACUUUCCUCUGAUUCUGAUAAUAUACAAUCAAGUAAUGAAGAUCUCAUUCUCCACGAUGUCGAUAAUGUCCCCAAGUAUAUAUCCAUUGAUCGUACACAACUAUAUCCAUCUUCUGUCACUGAAAAAGAGCCCGUCUUAUGUUUCAUAGAUUCAGAACAUCAUACACAGCAUCUUUCUAGUAUGGAGGAAUCAAUUUCAAGUCAAGAGGGAAGCCUCGAAGAUGUCAAUAUUCUUACCUCCAGUUAUCCAUCUAUACAUAUCAAGGAGGAAUCAUGGGAUGAAGAAAAUUCUAUUUACAUACCCACAGAAGAUAUACAGUAUCCAUCUAGUCAUAUUAAGGAGGAACUGGUCUCAUGGGAAGAAGAAGAAGAAGAAGAGGACAACAAUGACAUAUAUAUCCCCACAGACAUAACAGAACAAUAUCUAUCUACUCAUAUAAGCAUGGAAUCAGUCUCAUUUGACGAGUUAGCCUAUCAUGGCUAUAACCAGUUCCCUAAAUAUCAAAGAAAUUCCACGAGUGAGGCACUGUAUGCCUGUACUGAAUGUGAUAAGUAUUUUCUAAGCAGUUCUCAACUAAUUAUCCAUCAGAGAUCACACUCCAGACAGCAUUUCUACAACUUUGCUGAAAAGGGCAACAUGGUUCAUCAGGGGAAAAUUUACUUCAAUGAGCGACACUACCAGUGCACCGAAUGUGGCAAACAAUUCCUUGAGAAGGGGAAGUUAGUUCGUCAUAUAAAGUCUCACACAGGGGAGAAACCAUAUGCAUGUUCACAAUGUGAUAAAAGAUUCCUCGAGAAUUGGAAGUUAAUCCGGCACCAAAAAACCCACACUGGAGAGAAGGCCUAUUGCUGUUUUGAAUGUGGAAAACAAUUUUCAGAGAAGAUUAUGUUACUUAAUCAUCAAAGAAUUCAUUCAGAAAAUAACUCUUUUACGUGCUCAGAAUGCGGAAUAGAUUUUAUGGAUAGGUCUUCACUUCUGGUCCAUCUGAUGACGCACACAGGAGAGAAACCUUAUGAGUGUUUGGAGUGUGGAAAACUUUUCGCCUACAAGUCCUCACUCUCUCAACACAAGAUGAUUCAUUCAAGGGAACGCUAUGUUAGUUCUGCAUGUAGCAACCAACUUAUUGAUUUCCCAGAGUCUUCCAAGACCAAGAAAAAUGAGAUUAAUGAUAAAGCCCAUGAGUGCUCUGAAUGCAGAAAGUGUUUUUCAAGCAAUUCCCUACUUGUCAUCCAUCAACGAUCUCAUACAGGGGAGAAACCAUUCAAAUGUUCCGAAUGUGGGAGAUGUUUUGCCAUCAAUGCUCAACUUGUGAAGCAUCUAAGGACUCAUACGGGAGAGAAGCUAUUUGAAUGUUCUGAAUGUGGAAAAGGCUUAUCAUCAAAUGCUGAGCUUGUUGCCCACUGGAGAAUCCACACAGGAGAGAGACCUUAUAAAUGCAGCGAAUGUGAUAAAUGUUUCAAUAUGAAAGCAUCGCUGACUGAACAUCUAAGGACCCACACAGGGGAGAAACCCUAUCUGUGUUCUGAAUGUGGAAAAUGUUUUGCAGGAAAGUCAACACUACUUAAGCACAAGAAGAUCCACAAAGAAGAAAAGGAACAGAUAUGUUCCUUUUGUGGGAUGUGUUUCAUGGAUAGGUUCUCAUUAGCCUCGCAUAAGAGAAGUCACCAGAUAAUGGAUAAAGAGGUCAAGCUGUAUAUAUGUUCUGAAUGUGGCAAAUGUCUAAGACACAAGUCUUCCCUUGUGAUACACCAGCGAAGUCACACAGGGGAGAAGCCAUUUGCUUGUCUAGAAUGUGGCAAAUGUUUCAUAAGUCAGUCGAAACGGGCAGCUCAUCGGAGAAUCCACACUGGAGAAAAACCAUACGAGUGUUCUUUGUGCAAUAAGCGAUUCAGACUUUCUUCACACCUCAGUAGACAUAACAAAAUCCACAUACAAAAAAAUAAUUUGUGAUAAAUGCUUUGAUAAAACCACUUCACUUUCCUUAGACGUGUUGCACAUCUAGAAGAGAAAAAACGUCUGAACAAAAUCUAAAAGAUCUUUCUUUUGGAUGUCCACCAAGACUAGGUAUUUUGUGAGCCACCCUUUGGUUCAGUAGUCCAUUGAAGAGAAACUGCUAAUUCUUCUUUGGAUUCUAUGUUAUUUAGUUACAGAUGUUACUAGGAUAAAUGCAGAGAUAGUGAUAGAAAAGCACUGACUGUAGUAUUUUGUGUAGCACUGAUGAGAGAGGCGGACAAUAAACUUGAACUUUUGAUUAAACCUUUCAUAAAAGGAAUCAAAUCAAGAAGGGUUUUUUGCUUCUGUGUGAUGAUCACAUGCAAACAAGUGCAGAAAACCCAAUUAAUAGUUUCUAUUGUAUUGUGAGAUUGCCUCUUUAUCAGGUAAUGUAUAUAAACAUAAUGACCCUGUAUCAUCUUCAUGCAGAAUUGGCUGGAACUACAGCAUGAGGACACCUUAUUAAUAUUAGAUCUACUACUAAAACUAAAACUUUUUGUAACCUAACAAUAAAAACACCAAUAAAAUAUA
Bufo bufo (common toad) is the source of this 3148-nucleotide messenger RNA. RefSeq names its product zinc finger protein 345-like. The transcript is spliced from 5 exons. Bases 125 to 2575 code for a protein of 816 amino acids. Lineage: Eukaryota; Metazoa; Chordata; Amphibia; Anura; Bufonidae. Gene Ontology annotation, biological process: regulation of DNA-templated transcription. The record is from RefSeq and is a predicted model, not a curated record.